This is a messenger RNA of Labeo rohita (rohu), 1691 nucleotides long. RefSeq names its product NAD(P)HX epimerase (gene naxe). The record is from RefSeq and is a predicted model, not a curated record. Gene Ontology annotation, molecular function: NAD(P)HX epimerase activity. The transcript has 7 exons. Gene Ontology annotation, cellular component: mitochondrion. Lineage: Eukaryota; Metazoa; Chordata; Actinopteri; Cypriniformes; Cyprinidae. Bases 239 to 1087 code for a protein of 282 amino acids.
UUCACGAACCCGGAUAUUGUUUAAAUACUACAUUUCAGCAGCAGAGGGCUGCAAGAAUUUUAUCUGUUUAGUAUACUUCUGCAUGCUUAUAUCCUGCAAAGUUGUAAUUGGUUUGUUUUUUGCUCUGUUUUUUUAAUUUGGCUGGCGGUGUCUGGCGCAUUUCUUGUUGUUAACUAAUGUUACAGAGCGUUUGACCUUAAUAUAGACACACUUGCUAACAGGUGCUUUAGCCAGGUGAAUGUUGGGAGUUCGAGCCCUGUUUGGAAUCGGUCUUCUUGUGACAUCACGAGGAGGCUCUGUCCUGACCCAUACAGGAGCAUGUGCACGUGUUGCCAGUAACAUCUACAAUAAAGAUCUCGCUCACAGACAGGCUUGCACUAUGGCCAAUACAAUUAAGUACUUGGGACAAGAGGAGGCUCAGCACAUCGAUGAGGAGCUGUUCAAUGAGUACAGCUUCAGUGUGGAUCAGUUAAUGGAGCUGGCUGGACUGAGCUGUGCCACCGCUGUGUCAAAGGGUUAUCCUCUACAAUCACUGCUCAAGAGUCCACCUAGAGUACUGGUGAUCUGUGGGCCAGGAAAUAAUGGAGGAGAUGGGUUGGUUUGUGCUAGACAUCUUAAACUGUUUGGAUAUGAACCUUCUGUGUUGUACCCAAAGCGCCCCAACAAACAGCUGUUCCAGAAUCUUACCACCCAGUGUGAGAAGAUGGAUAUAUCCUUCCUGACAGAGAUGCCUGAGGCUGACGUGGUUGAUGAAGUGUAUAAUUUGGUGGUGGACGCCAUCUUUGGAUUCAGUUUUAAGGGUGCGGUGCGAGAGCCGUUUGGUGACAUCCUCUCCCAGCUAAAGAAAACCACUGUGCCAAUCGCUAGUGUUGACAUACCUUCAGGCUGGGAUGUGGAAAAAGGCUGUCCUGAUGGGAUUCAGCCUGACAUGCUUAUCUCCCUCACAGCCCCUAAGAAAGCAGCCAAUCACUUUAAAGGACGCUACCACUUCCUGGGAGGACGAUUCGUUCCUCCUGCGCUUGAGAAGAAGUACCAGCUGAAUCUGCCUCAAUACCCAGGAACUGACUGUGUUUAUCAGCUGAACUGAGCAUUAAGCCUUUCAUGUCACUUUUGUGUCACUUUUGUGUCACUAAUCCAAAAAAAAAAACACCCCGAGUUAUAACUUUGAUUUACUUCUUCCGCUUUUCUUGUAACUGGCAGAUAUAGACUUGAUUAAUCAGCAUCAGCCAAUAAUUGUGAAACUCCUUAUUGCCAAGGAUUGUUAGAGAAUGUUUCAAAGGAAUCAUUCUAAUUAGUUAUAUAUGGAUCUAUAAAAACCUCAAAUUAAAAUAAAUUAAAAAUGUAAUUAAAGUUUUUGAUGGUUAUGGAUUUAAUGACUAAGCCUGAAUAGUUUGUGCAUUAUUGUUACAUGUUUAAAUCUAUUAAUGUUACAUAUUUACAUAUGGAAAUGUAACAUUUCAAAUGGCAUAAAAAAAAAACUAAAAUGUAGAUAUAGAUAUAGAUAUAGAUAUAGAUAGAUAGAUAGAUAGAUAGAUAAGCUAUAUCUGUAUGUUAAUUUAUGUAUUUAUAGACAAACAUGUUAGCUCACACAUAGGUAGUUGUGUAGAACAAAGAAAUGUCCUGAAGCUUGCAUAAAAUGUCUUAUAUUUAUUAAAACAGCACUUUUUUUGUGCUUGAAUAAGGACUAAAAU